AUGGGGCUGGCUUCUGCCGAUGGUGGGCGGCAGAAGGGAGGGCUUGCUGGAUCCAGCGCUGCGCAAUUGCGGCCAUUUACGGCACCGAGUCAAGACGCCGAGGGGGUGAAUGUCGUGAAGCUCAUGGAGCCGGGGGUGAAUUUCUGUGCUGCCGCCUUGGGUGGGGCUGGUUUAAAGCGGCGCUUGGUGCACCAACCGGAGCUCCGUGCAUUGAUUGCGCGCUUCAGCCAGCAUCAUCCUGACAACCCUGAUCUAGGAGCCAAGCUGAGCAACGUGGAGUUCGACGAAUUGCUGUUUGCACAGAUUCGAUCAAAGAACCGUGCCAUGCUGGCGCUCCUAGCGGGGAUCGAGACAGAGGCCCCGCGAGCUUCCCCUCUACGACCACCGCGAUGCCCCGCAAAGUGGGCGGAGCUACUCUAUGGCUUAGGCACGCCGCAGUCGGUCUCGGACGACAGCAACCUCAUUCAGCAUCAGCGGGCUCUGGCCGUGGUCCGGAAGCUACUCUUGGGGGGAGUUGCCAACCUGGAAGAUAAGGCGAUUCUCGCUGAGCACGCUCCCAUCCUGGGGCGUUUGCUGGACCACUUCGGGUUCGUUUUCCCGAGGUAUUUCACCCCAGCGUUGCACCAUCUCUAUCGGCUGACCCUCUUCGGCCGAGGCGCGGUCGGGCUCGGGGUGGGACGAGCUGGCUGGCCGUUGUCUGCUAUCGAGGGUCUCGACUACUGCGUCUGGGCAGCACGCGACUUCGUGGAGCGCCCGUGGACCCGGACCGCAGAUCGCCUGCAGGCCGUCGAAUUCUGGGAGAUGAGAGCGAAUGCCCUGCUCCCCGGUGUCGAGAGCUUGACAGCGCCCUCUACGGCGUUGUACCCGCUCAACGUACCUGAGACGGAGCUCUUGAACGAGCGGCUGGGUCUGAAUCCGGACGGUGAAUCAUGCGGAGCCCUUCCCCUAGAGCACUCCUUCUGCAAGGAGCAGCGCGUGCUCGGUUGCUACCCUCUGCCGGGGUGGGAACAGAAGCGCUCCCUUCCCCAAUAUAAGCCCUUCGAGGACGAACUAGGCCGCUCGAUCGAGGGCAGCGAAGAGCACCGGUGUAGGAGCGGGCUCACGGUGGGCAAGUUUGAUGCGGAGGUCGCCUCCAAAGGGGGAUCGAAGUCGGCAAAGCGAUUGCAAAAUCACACCAAGGGCGGGUUCGUCUUCUGCUGCAGCCAUAGAGUCAUUUAUGGCUUUCACGCCAUGCUCCGGGGCGAGUCACCUCGAGACCCCUUCACCGUGCUCUACACUCGAUUGGAUCGACGGAACCUCCCCCGGUACAUUUUCUACGACAAUGCGUGCAAGCUGCAGUCGUACUGCAUGAGACGAGAACCGGCUUUCUUUGCCGACGUCCGGUUCCUGGUCGACAGGUUCCACUUCCAACGCACUGGAGCUGAGGCCCACAAGUGCGGACCAUCCUUCAACCCCGAUGCUUUCGGGGUAUGA
This is a messenger RNA of Klebsormidium nitens, 1473 nucleotides long. The record is from the annotation of a GenBank genome assembly. Lineage: Eukaryota; Viridiplantae; Streptophyta; Klebsormidiophyceae; Klebsormidiales; Klebsormidiaceae.